AUGACCGAAGGAGUCGGACUAGCACUUGCACUACCCAGUGCCUUCAACAAUGCAGUUCAGUAUUUUCAAAUUGCAACGCUGAAGCUCGAUAUCUCCAAGUUACGACUUUCUCGCUGGGGCCGGUCAGUAGGACUGCAUGAAGUAGAAGAGCAUGCGCAAGUUGUGCCGACGUUGGCGGGUUCGCGGAAAGAUCAUCAGAAGGCGAAAGAACUGCUCUAUGAUAUCGUAGAUCUCUUUGAGAACGCGGAACGUACGUCGUCGAAAUUGAAGCCUCUAACGAAGGAGCCGGACGUUCAUACUGCAGGCGACCUAGACGAGACUUGGGCUUCCCUGCACAGACAGCUGGUGACGAUUUCGCAGAAGUGGCUCAAGCCACGACAAAUAUUGGAGAAGGCCAAAUGGGCCCUGUACAAGGGGAAACAUCUUAAUAAAUUGAUCCAAGACAUCACCGAGUUGGUCAAUGGCUUGGUCGAACUUUUUCCUGCGGCACGGCCCGAACAAAGGUUACUGUGCGAGCAGGAUGGGUCUGAACUGGCAUCGGACGAGAACGUCUCGCUCGUCGCACCCUUGAUCGCAGAACUAGACCCUGAGCUCAGCGCGUUCAUCAAGUCUCGAGAUCCUGGUGGGCAGCAGAACUUUCACAUCACUGUUGCAGGAAGCACAAAUCAUGGUCUCCAACAAGGCUACUUCUCCGGGCAGCAGACAAACCAUUUUGGGGCUCGAUCAUAGAGCAAAGAAGGCGGGAUUAUGUAAUGGCAGUGGUUCGACACAUGGUGCAUAUACCUCAGCUCCAUGUCAAUCUUCAGGUAUCGACCGCCUGCGACAGCCGGCCACAGCCUUCCUGGGGCAUGUUUCGAAGACCGAAAUAACUGAUGUGAUAAGUCGGGUGCCACAUGUGGCGUGCCUCAGAGUAAAGCCACAAGGACUUGGCAUGUUUGGUGGGAUUGGUCGAUUACAUAACCGGGAUCGUACACUGAAUUCUUCUCGACUCAACUUCAAUC
Exophiala viscosa is the source of this 1001-nucleotide messenger RNA. Its product is annotated as small s protein. The record is from RefSeq and is a predicted model, not a curated record. Lineage: Eukaryota; Fungi; Ascomycota; Eurotiomycetes; Chaetothyriales; Herpotrichiellaceae. The coding region runs from base 1 to 729 and encodes 242 amino acids. The transcript is spliced from 2 exons.